Glycine soja is the source of this 2022-nucleotide messenger RNA. RefSeq lists its product as uncharacterized. Bases 119 to 1717 code for a protein of 532 amino acids. The record is from RefSeq and is a predicted model, not a curated record. NCBI's taxonomy places the organism in Eukaryota, Viridiplantae, Streptophyta, Magnoliopsida, Fabales, Fabaceae. Gene Ontology annotation, biological process: protein transport. The transcript has 8 exons.
AAAAAAAAAAGUGUUAGCGUGAGGUCUCCAUCCUUUGAAUAACUCAGGAACUCCCAACUCUCCCUCCGUCACUCGCUCACCUCAAACCCCCAAACCUUCAUCCGUCGAUGCCCACUGGAUGGCUCUGCCAUCCGAGCCUCACCGUCGUCGCCGCCACAACCACAUCUCCACCUUCCUCCAAUCCACCGCCUCCAACUUCGCCUCUCUCUUCAACCCCCCAAACCCUCCCUCUCUAGCACUCCCUCACCCGCCCUCCUCCUUCUCCCUCCCUCUCUUCUUCGCGCCGCCGCUCUCCUCCUCCACUGCCGUUGACUCUGCCACUGCCGAGCCCGCUCGCCCUGCCGCGAAAUCGGUCCGCAUAGCGCGGCUCGGCGCCAAUGGGAAGGGCGGCGGCGGGCCUGCGUUCGUGGGGCAGGUGUUCAGCAUGUGCGACCUCUCCGGUACGGGCCUCAUGGCCGUUUCGACGCACUUCGACAUUCCCUUCAUUUCGAAAAGAACCCCUGAGUGGUUGAAAAAAGUAUUUGCAGCAAUCACCAAGAGUGAGAGGAAUGGCCCUGUAUUUCGCUUUUUUAUUGAUCUAGGAGAUGCAGUUUCAUAUGUCAAGAAGCUGAAUAUUCCAAGUGGUGUGGUGGGUGCCUGUCGUCUUGACCUAGCAUAUGAACAUUUCAAGGAAAAACCUCACUUGUUCCAGUUUGUUCCAAAUGAGAAGCAGGUCAAGGCAGCGAAUAAACUGCUGAAGACAAUAUCAGAGCACGGUGAGAAGAAAAAGGUUGAUGGGGUGCCUGUGUUUAGUGCCCAGAACUUAGAUAUAGCUAUAGCAACUACAGAUGGUAUUAAAUGGUAUACUCCCUACUUUUUUGAUAAAAACAUGCUUGAUAAUAUUCUUGAAGAAGCUGUUGAUCAGCAUUUCCAUACCUUAAUCCAAACUCGGCACAUGCACCGGCGGCGGGAUGUGGUUGAUGACAACUUGGCUGCAGAAGUGAUUGAGGAAAUGGGUGAUAGUUUAGGGGAGCCUCCUGAGGUUCAGGAAUUGCUAGAUGAAAUGGGCCAUCCUAGUAUACCACUAAGUGUUAUAUCAAAAGCUGCAGAGCUCCAGUUUCAGUAUACUGUUGAUAAAGUAUUUCUGGGUAAUAGGUGGUUGCGGAAAGCAACAGGCAUACAACCAAUAUUUCCAUAUAUGGUUGACUCAUUUGAGAGAAGAAGUGAAGCUUCUCUACUGAGAGCUACAGAGUCAAGCAGCUCCCUUGAGAACUCUAAAGUGGAAGAUGAUAGGAAAAAUGCUGAAUGCAUAGACUCUUCUAAGUGCAGUUUGGAUGGUAAUACUGAAGCUAUCAAACAAUCUAGUCCAAGACUAAGUCUACCAUUUGGUAAUUGGUUUCAUCACCUAUGGCCGAAACAGUGUCGCAAAAAAGUAGGCUCAUCUAGAAAAGGUGUAAAUAAGGAAGAAAUGAAACCAGCACCCUUUCUUCCGAAAAUUACAAUGGUUGGUCUCUCUACUGAGGAAGCAGGCCAAAUGAGCAAAGCUAAUUUGAAGAAGACAAUGGACGAUUUGACAAGAGAGUUGGAGAAGACAGAGCUAGAUAUUAUGACAGAUGGUGGCAGUAAAGAGUGCAAAGUAGAAGAUAGAGAUCCACUAUUUGUGGCAAAUGUGGGUGAUUACUAUUCUAGUUUGGGAAAACCAGGAUCUGGUCGCUGGAUAAGAGGAGGAUCCAACUAAAACCUUUUUGUCACAAGGAAUUUUUCAUUUGCAGGUUGUGGCGGAUAUUUAUUGGUCUCCAAAUAGUUAGUGUUGGAGCUGGAAAUAACCUCAUUUGCGGUGUAUACUGAAAGUGGAUGGAUCAAGCUUUAGAUUUUGUCUGAUCAAUGUUGUAAAUGAUUAUAUAUGUAAUUCAUCACUGGUGCCCAUUUUGAUUUUACUUUGGGAAGUUUAAUAAAACUGUGGUACAGAAUGAUUAGUAACUAUGUAUAAACCUGAUUAUGGGGAAAGAAAUUGUCAUCACUCUUAUCUGAAGUUAGGGACUA